GAGAAGUCCAGCGGCCGCACGGCUCACUAUAAACUCACAUCUACAGUAAUGCUGUGGCUCCAGACCACCAAAACCGGCUCCGGCACCAUGAACCUGGGCGGCAGCCUCACCCGACAGAUGGAGAAAGACGAGACGGUCAGCGAAUCCUCUCCUCACAUCGCUAACAUCGGCCGCCUGGUGGAGGACAUGGAGAACAAGAUCCACUCCACUCUCAACGAGAUCUACUUCGGCAAGACCAAGGACAUCGUCAACGGCCUGAGGAGCGUUCAGAUGCUGGCGGAUAAAUCGAAGCAUGAGGCUCUGAAGAACAACCUGAUGCAAGUGCUUAGCCAACGCAGCAAACAGCAAAGCUAGAGACGAUCACCUGCCCGUCUCUCUCUCUCCGUCUGUCUGUCUCACUCUCUCUGUCUCUCCACCUCACGGCUGUCUGUCUGCAUCUGCGCAAAACAAAGGAAAAAAGAGAAAAGGCUACGCUUUUUGUUUUUGUAUUUCGGCUCGUGUUUCACCUCACCCG
Molecule: messenger RNA, 514 nt
Organism: Sinocyclocheilus grahami
Lineage: Eukaryota; Metazoa; Chordata; Actinopteri; Cypriniformes; Cyprinidae
Product: F-actin-capping protein subunit beta-like
Exons: 4
Biological process (GO): cell morphogenesis; negative regulation of filopodium assembly; barbed-end actin filament capping
Cellular component (GO): F-actin capping protein complex
Molecular function (GO): actin filament binding
Source: RefSeq, a predicted model, not a curated record